Hyla sarda is the source of this 3845-nucleotide messenger RNA. RefSeq names its product RAS p21 protein activator 1 (gene RASA1). The record is from RefSeq and is a predicted model, not a curated record. Gene Ontology annotation, biological process: regulation of GTPase activity. The coding region runs from base 242 to 3139 and encodes 965 amino acids. The transcript has 26 exons. NCBI's taxonomy places the organism in Eukaryota, Metazoa, Chordata, Amphibia, Anura, Hylidae. Gene Ontology annotation, molecular function: protein binding.
UGGGGAGCGUCCUUGAUGACGUACAGUCGGAGGGUGGAGCUGGCGAGAGAGGCGCUUGUGGGCCCCGCCCCCUCCAUAGUCAGUCUGGUGUGUGGCGCCCCCUCUGCUGCGGACGGUCAGAGAGUGACGGGGAGGCGGCUGGAGCGUAGACGCCACCGGGCUGACAGGCCGUGGCUUCCGUAGGGCACACCGUGGCACACACCCGCUCGCUUCCGUCGCCGCCAGGCUUCCAUCACCCGGGAUGUCGGCGGUAUACGGCUCGCUGGGGCUGAUGACAGGAGGCGGGGAAGCAGCGACGCUGCCCACCAGUGCCCCGUUACUGUCACAGCCCGCGGAGAGCUUCCCUCCGCUGCCCCCGCUGCCUUUAGCCUUCGACGGCCUGGGGCUGGGCCCUGUGGAAGAAGCGGACUCCCUGGACGGACCGGAGUAUGAGGAGGAGGAGGUGGAGAUCCCGCUCAGUGCGCCCCCUACCAACCAGUGGUAUCAUGGUAAGCUGGACAGAACUAUUGCAGAAGAGCGCCUUUACCAGGCAGGGAGAACCGGAAGCUAUCUUAUCAGGGAGAGUGAUCGACGGCCGGGGUCCUUUGUGCUGUCUUUUCUCAGCAAAACAAAUGUUGUCACCCAUUUCAGGAUUAUAGCAAUGUGUGGAGAUUUCUACAUUGGAGGGAGACGGUUUUCUUCACUAUCUGAUCUCAUAGGAUACUAUAGUCAUGUCUCUUGUUUACUGAAAGAAGAAAAACUACUUUUUCCUGUGGCACCACCAGAGGCAAUGGAAGACAGGAGAAGGGUACGUGCCAUUCUUCCUUACACUAAAGUCCCAGAAACUGAUGAAAUCAGUUUCCUGAAAGGAGAUAUGUUUAUUGUCCAUAAUGAAUUAGAAGAUGGCUGGAUGUGGGCUACCAAUCUUCGAACGAAUGAACAAGGCCUAAUAGUUGAAGAUUUGGUGAAUGAAGUGGGCAGAGAAGAGGAUCCCCAUGAAGGCAAGAUAUGGUUCCAUGGGAAAAGCAAGAAGCAGGAAGCCUAUAAUCUACUCAUGACAGUCGGCCAAAUUAGCAGUUUCUUGGUGAGACCAUCGGACAAUACUCCAGGAGAUUAUUCUUUGUAUUUCCGCACAAGUGAAAACAUACAACGAUUUAAGAUCUGUCCAACACCAAACAAUCAAUUUAUGAUGGGAGGUCGGUACUAUAACAGGAUUGAUGAUAUAAUAGAACACUACAGGAAAGAACAAAUUGUCGAGGGCUAUUAUCUGAAAGAUCCAGUUCCUGUUCAGCACCAGGAACAAGUGCUAAAUGAUCUUGUGGAUGGGAAGGAAAUAUACCUCACAAUCAGGCAAAAAACGAAGGAUGCUUUUUACAAAAACAUUGUGAAGAAAGGCUAUCUUCUAAAGAAGAGUAAAGGCAAACGGUGGAAGAAUUUGUAUUUUAUCUUAGAGGGUAAUGACGCCCAGCUUAUUUUUUUUGAGAGUGAAAAACGUGCAACAAAGCCCAAAGGAUUAAUUGAUUUGAGUGUGUGUUCUGUCUAUGUCGUCCAUGACAGUCUGUUUGGCAGGCCAAACUGUUUCCAAAUUGUAGUUCAGCACUUUAGUGAGGAGCAUUAUAUAUUCUAUUUUGCUGGGGAAACUCCAGAACAAGCUGAGGAUUGGAUGAAAAGUCUUCAGGCAUUUUGCAGUCUACGAAAAACAACACAAGCCUCUUCUAAUAAACGGCUUAGACAGGUCAGCAGUCUUCAUUUGCACAUAGAAGAAGCUCACAAGCUCCCAGUCAAACAUUUCACUAGUCCAUAUUGUAAUAUUUACCUGAAUUGUGUACAGGUAGCAAAGACACAUGCCAGGGAAGGCCAGAAUCCUGUAUGGUCAGAAGAGUUUUUCUUUGACGAUUUAUCCCCGGAUAUAAACAGAUUUGAAAUUAGCCUAAGUAACAAAACAAAGAAAAGCAAAGAUCCUGACAUAUUAUUCAUGCGCUGCCAGUUAAAUCGACUGCAAAAAGGACACGCAAUAGAUGAAUGGUUUCAGCUCAGUUCUCACAUACCACUAAAAGGUAUAGAGCCAGGGUCUCUGCGAGUCCGAGCAAGGUACUCUAUGGAGAGAAUCAUGCCAGUAGAAGAGUACAAUGAAUUCAAAGAGCUUAUACUUCAGAAGGAGUUGCAUGUUGUAAAUGCAUUGUCACAUGUAUGUGGACAGGAUCGAACACUACUUGCUAGCAUUUUAUUGCGGAUUUUCCUACAUGAAAAAAUGGAAUAUUUACUUUUGCGAACACUAAAUGACAAGGAGAUCACCGUGGAAGAUGAAGCUACGACUCUUUUUCGAGCAACAACCUUAGCAAGCACACUUAUGGAGCAGUAUAUGAAGGCAACUGCUACUCCAUUUGUUCACCAUGCUCUGAAAGACACCAUUUUAAAAAUAAUGGAUAGCAAGCAGUCGUGUGAGCUGAAUCCCUCCAAGCUGGAGAAGAAUGAAGAUGUGAACGCUAACUUGGCCCACCUCUUGGCUUUGCUUUCAGAGUUGGUGGAAAAAAUUUUUAUGGCCGCAGAAAUACUUCCUCCAACUUUAAGAUAUAUUUAUGGGUGCUUACAAAGGUCUGUUCAACAAAAGUGGCCUUCUAAUACAACUAUGAGGACAAGGGUUGUUAGUGGAUUUGUCUUCCUGCGACUAAUCUGCCCUGCUAUCCUUAAUCCAAGAAUGUUUAAUAUCAUCUCGGACUCUCCCUCACCAACUGCAGCAAGAACAUUGACGCUGGUCGCCAAGUCUUUACAAAAUUUAGCAAAUUUGGUUGAAUUUGGAGCCAAAGCACGGGAGGGACAUGAUGGCGCUGUGCCACAAAGCUGCGUUAUUAACUCCGGAGCUGAACCUUACAUGGAAGGUGUGAAUCCAUUCAUUAAAAGUAACAAACACCGCAUGAUUAUGUUCUUAGAUGAACUUGGGAAUGUUCCUGAGCUACCAGAUACUACUGAACACACAAGGACUGACCUGUCCCGCAAUUUGGCAGCUUUACAUGAGAUGUGUGUGGCACAUUCUGAUGAACUCCGAACCAUAAGCAAUGAAAGAGGUGCACAGCAGCAUGUCCUCAAAAAGCUUCUGGCAAUCACAGAACUACUUCAACAAAAGCAAAAUCAGUAUUCGGUAACAAACAACACCAGGUAGCACCGACCUCGUCCGUCUCUGCGUGCAAACACCUGGAUAUUACUUCACAAUAUCACUUCCUUUUUUUUUUUUUUUUUGCUCUUUCCAAAAAAAAAAAAAAAUGGCACAUGUGGGACUAUGCAGCAAAAAAAUAAAAAAAAUGUAAUAAAAAAAAUAAAUAAAUCUGCUGCCAGACCUGUGCCAGCAGCUUUAGGGGCUCUAUCUCCAGAAAGCUUGUUCAGAGAAAUUGCACGUUUCACACUUUGUACUGGCUUCUACAAGUCUGAGCCUUUGUCUACUGAUCUCAAAAGACCCCAGUUCACUGCAUUAUGCCAAAGUCUACAAUCCCAAAACCUGGUGGCUGACAGUAGACGUGUUCUGCUUCCUUACAGUCAUUUAUAACUGGAUUACAAGCUAUUUUUAUACUGGUAUUUUUAACUGGUUUCUGUUAUUGCUCGCGACUGUUAAACCAAUGUAUUUAGUUUUGACUUAAAAAACUGACAAUGGAACAAGUGCUAUUAUUUUUAUUUGUGUCCUGUCUUUUCUGGGAUCAUGUUAAGUUUUUGAAAAAUGUUUUACUUGUCACUGAUUUCUGGUAGAUGUUUUCUGUCAGAACCAUGUAUAAUGAAAAGCUUUUGUAAAAUGUUUACACCAGUAAAUAAUUGAUUUCAUUAAAUUUAUUGAUUGUUGUAUCUGAUGUGCAUGCAAUAAACAAUUUUGUAAAGUA